AUGGCAAAGAAGCCAAGCAUGGGUCGGCAAAAGAUCAAAAUUGCCAAAAUAGAAGUCAAGAAUCACCUCCAAGUUACCUUCUCCAAACGUCGUUCAGGACUUUUCAAGAAAGCUAGUGAACUAUGUACACUAUGUGGGGUUGAAAUUGCCAUUAUAGUUUUCUCCCCUGCAAGAAAAGCUUACUCCUUUGGCCACACUAAUGUUGAGUUCAUUAUCGAUAGGUUUCUUUCACGAAAUCCUCAUCCAAUCUCCAAUCGACUUCAUCUUUUUGAGGCUCAUAGACAUCACAAUGUUUGUGAGCUCAACUUGAAACUCACUCAAAUUCUUGAUGAGCUUGAAGUUGAGAAGAAAAAGAGUGAAGCAUUUGAUCAAAUGAGGAAAACUUGUCAAACCCAAUAUUGGUGGGAAGCCCCUAUAGGUGAACUUGCCUAUCAUGAGCUUGAGCAAUUAAAAUAUUUUAUGGAAGACUUGAAAAAGAAUGUGAUGACUCAUGCAAGCAAGAUUAUGGUUGAGAAUACUGAGAAUGGUGUUGGGAUUUUUGAUAACUAUGACAUCAAGCCAAUUAUGGAUGCUUCAAAUUACCCUCAUAACCAUACAUUUGGUUAUGAUCAUGGAUUCUUUUAA
This is a messenger RNA of Lycium ferocissimum, 624 nucleotides long. RefSeq names its product agamous-like MADS-box protein AGL61. The transcript is spliced from 2 exons. The record is from RefSeq and is a predicted model, not a curated record. Gene Ontology annotation, biological process: positive regulation of transcription by RNA polymerase II. Lineage: Eukaryota; Viridiplantae; Streptophyta; Magnoliopsida; Solanales; Solanaceae. Gene Ontology annotation, molecular function: RNA polymerase II cis-regulatory region sequence-specific DNA binding; protein dimerization activity; DNA-binding transcription factor activity, RNA polymerase II-specific. Bases 1 to 624 code for a protein of 207 amino acids.